This is a messenger RNA of Chelmon rostratus (copperband butterflyfish), 1488 nucleotides long. RefSeq lists its product as uncharacterized. The transcript has 5 exons. The record is from RefSeq and is a predicted model, not a curated record. Lineage: Eukaryota; Metazoa; Chordata; Actinopteri; Chaetodontiformes; Chaetodontidae. The coding region runs from base 1 to 681 and encodes 226 amino acids.
AUGCCAUCCACAAAAGUUAUUAAGCCAAAGUCAGUGGAGGCGUCAGGAAAAACCCUCGAGAAAAGCACACCGGUGAAGGUAAGAGCCGUUAACGCAGCAGAAAGUCAACUCCAAGUGCCCGCUGUGCGUAAAGGCCGCGCGUCGAGCUGCCCGAGGUGUCCGCAGCGGGGCAGGUGUGAGGGGAGUACCGGAGCGCAGCGCACAGCCUCCAAAACGGGCUGUGGAAGGAGGACCAGGUCCAGCUCCACCGCUCCAACAACUGCCUCAAACUGGCCCAGAACAAACCCGGAACACCGGAGGACCACCAGCUCUGCGACACAUGCUGCUGACAGCGCGAAAUACCGGGAGAUGACCGCCUGUCCGGGUCAGAGGGAGCAGCGGAGCGUCAGGGCUGAGACAAAACACGCCGGUCAGAGUCACAAAGCUUUCACCGUCAUCCCCCCAAACCCCAAGAAGAGACGAGAGAUCCAGAGAAAGGCGGAGGCGGAGCUCGCCGCUUUAGAGGAGCUUCGGCUGAGCAGAGCGAUGGCUUAUGUCUCCAUCAACCCCAGCAGCGUUGGUGGCUGUAUGAGUCUGGAGGAAGUCCGGUUGAAGCAGCAACAGGAAAUGAUGCAAGCAAAGAGGAAACAGAAACCGAUGAAGAUGCAGGUGAUGGAGCAAAUACCUGUCCUGGAACACUGAGCGUCACCUGUCCUCCCGCCUCCGCUGGUCUCGCUGUAGCUGUUCAGCUCACAUGGUUUCAAACUGGAUUCAAAUCACAAAUUUAAAUACAAACUUUAAAUGGAACAUUGUUAGAAAAAUGCACUCACAAAAUCAUUUGUAUAAAGCAUUUGUGUAUUCUGACAUUCUUGUGGACCCAUUUAUGAAGAUUUCAUACAGCUAUAUGUUUUGUAUAUAGUUGUUUAGUAUGUCAUGUGUUAUGUAUUUUGUCUGUAAUAUGUAUGUCAUGUACAAAUCAAAUUACAAAAAACACAUUUCCUCAUGUGCACUAUGAGCGUCUUGAUGUGAAUGUUUCACAAACGGGCAGCCCAGAAGCUUUUUAUUCAUCUUUGAACUGAUCGAAGCAUCACAGAUGGACUGAGAAACCCUUAAAGAGGCUGUUACUCAACUCUAAUAAAGCCUUAUUAGAAACUGCUACCAACAUUUGACUUAAACAUUGAUUUCAAGACUUAAUUGUGAGCUUCAGGUGUCCAUGUUUUGACAUGUUUUUUUUGAAAGAUUUCCAUUCUGCUGCCACCUCAGUACAAUUGAGGUUUGUGGAUUUUUCUUUUUUCUUUGAGAAAUGUCACUGAUGAAACUCAAAAGCGGUUGUUUCCAGAAACGAUGUCCUAGUUACACAAAAUAAUCCACAGAAAACACGUCUACUGAAGAAGUAGCCCAUGCGAAAGCUGUUCUGUUACUGUUUUUUUUAACAUGAUGUAAUUUUUAAAACACAGUGGGAAGGGGCAAGUGGGUUGACAUGCAACAAUGGUUGCCAGCCAGAAUCAA